AUGCAGACACAGACAGGUGCCUUUAGACAGGUACACAGAGACAGGCGCAGACAGACACACAAGCACAAUCAAGCUCAUACAGACACAGACCGGCACAAACAGGCACAAAAAGACACAGACAGGUACAAACAAGCAUUGACUGACACAGACAGGCACACACAGACACAGAUAGGCACACACAGACAUAGACAAUCACACAG
Pelobates cultripes (western spadefoot toad) is the source of this 200-nucleotide messenger RNA. NCBI's taxonomy places the organism in Eukaryota, Metazoa, Chordata, Amphibia, Anura, Pelobatidae. The record is from the annotation of a GenBank genome assembly.